UUUUCGGUAAACAAACCAAGAGACAAAUCAAUCAGGUCUUUCAUUUGAUUAUUUAAAAUUCCUAUUUAAUUCCUAAUUAUUAUAUUUAAUUUGUUGUUUUAUUUUUCUUCCUUUCUUCCUAAUUUUGUUAUUUUAAUCUUCUACUUUCAAUUCACACGAUGUCUUAUCAACUUUAUCGUAAUACAACCUUGGGUCACACUCUUCAAGAAAGCCUUGAUGAGUUUGUUCAAUGCUCUCAAAUUACUCCACAAUUAGCACUUAAGGUUCUUCUUCAUUUUGACAAAACAAUCAACAUCGCACUGGCCAGUAAAGUUAAAACUCGAUUAACGUUCAAGGCUGGUCAUCUUAGAACAUACCGAUUUUGUGACAAUGUUUGGACUCUAGUGCUUAAAGACGUUGAAUUUAGGGAAGCUCAAGAAUUGGUUAAAGUGGAUAAUGUUAAAAUAGUCGCUUGUGAUGGUAAAAGUCCCAAUAUAAGAGAUGAAAGAGAUUGAAACUCUUCUGUAACAUACUAAUAGACACAAAAAUCAAGUUGAAAAUGUUACAAAAAAAAGUAUAAAUAUGUAUUUGGGUCACCUGUGUAUUAUUUGAAAAAAAAGUCAAUCUAUUUGGAGAAUUGAAACCAAAAAGAAAAGCUAAAGUUAUAUCAACACAGCGGAGAAACAAAAGGAAAAAAAAUCAAAUCAACCAUCGGACACUUUCCCUUUCAAAGACAAACAACAAAACGAAUGUCCAAUUGUGUCUUUCUUCCAAUCACAAAUCUCUUAUACAUUCAGAAAGUUUCUUUAGUCAUCAAUUAAUUGUCUUAAUAAUGACUAACUCGAACCUAUCAUUAUUUCUUCCUAUAUCUUACUAUUUCUCUUCUUACCUUGAUGUUUCUUUCGCUGUGAAUUUCUAUCCAUGUCAAUUUUGGAUAAAAGAAAAUCAGUUAUCUUUGUGUUAACCCACCACCAUUACCACCCACCCACCUACUCAACAUUUGAAUUUUUUUCCCUAAAAUCAUUGAAUAAAAAUGCUGAGAAGAUGCAAAUUGUUCCAGACCUAAGUA
Messenger RNA from Panonychus citri (citrus red mite), 1048 nucleotides. RefSeq names its product transcription initiation factor IIA subunit 2-like (gene TfIIA-S). Gene Ontology annotation, cellular component: transcription factor TFIIA complex. NCBI's taxonomy places the organism in Eukaryota, Metazoa, Arthropoda, Arachnida, Trombidiformes, Tetranychidae. Bases 159 to 494 code for a protein of 111 amino acids. The transcript is spliced from 2 exons. Gene Ontology annotation, biological process: RNA polymerase II preinitiation complex assembly; transcription initiation at RNA polymerase II promoter. The record is from RefSeq and is a predicted model, not a curated record. Gene Ontology annotation, molecular function: RNA polymerase II general transcription initiation factor activity; TBP-class protein binding.